This is a messenger RNA of Mugil cephalus (flathead mullet), 4453 nucleotides long. Its product is annotated as CUB domain-containing protein 1-like. The coding region runs from base 178 to 2748 and encodes 856 amino acids. NCBI's taxonomy places the organism in Eukaryota, Metazoa, Chordata, Actinopteri, Mugiliformes, Mugilidae. The transcript has 9 exons. The record is from RefSeq and is a predicted model, not a curated record.
GACGCACUCGCAGUUCAGGAAGUGGAUGAGUCGCUUCUCAACAGCUACGAUCUGGGCAUACUAGUAGGAAAUGUGGCGCAUGAAGAACCCAGAUUUGGACGAGAGGAAACGACAUACUUGUUGAUCUCCUUUGCUUUCUCCCAGGAUUACAGAGAUACACUCUCACCGUAGGGCAGCAUGUCCACAUCAGUUGUUUGCUUGCUCGUUUUACUUCUUACACUCAUCGUGUCCGUCGUGUCAGGUCUCCCGAAGUACACCGUUACUCCUGGUCCUGGCACCACCCUCAACAUCAGCAAUAGCCAAGGCAAAGGAUGCCAAGUGUGUAAAGGGUCAGGACGCACACGAGAAUGUAGUACUUUUCUGUCAUCGUAUGGCAACACUCCUGUCACUGUGGAGUUUGAGUGCUCCAAACCUGAAGACGUAUUCACUGUGGAAAUUGCGAAAACGAUAGCAUGCACAACUUCGUCGUGCAAUGGCUCCAUCAACCAGGCCGACACCAGCUCCCUCCCUUUGCUGAGGUUUAAUCGCACCUUCACCUGGAAUAUAAAGGCCUCACCGCCAAAAGCCUUCAAAAUAGACUUCGCCGAGUUGGGUCUGCAACAGAUCGAUCCGUCUGAGAGAUGUCCAGACAAACACACCUACACCCUGAAGGCCUUGCAGGCUACGGGAAGCGUGACUUUAGGGAAAUACUGCAAAACGGGCACAGUCACUCGUGCUCAGAUACUGAAUCAGGGCAGCCUCUCCUUGGAUGUCCCAGCAGGGCAGACACUGCAAAGCGGCCAGUUUGCUGUGUCUGUGGGGGAAGAAAUCAAAUCCCUCGCCAGACUUUCAGUGUCCUCACCAAAAGGAGCCUCGUCCUCGGAGCUUCUCUCGGCGAACUACCCGGACAGUUUUCCUGAUGAUGACGUGAUGGAGUGGUACUUUCGGAUCCCGGAUAAGCACGAGGCAGCUGUUGAGUUUCUAAAAUCAACAGAGCCGCGUUGUUUGAAGAAGGAGGUGGCGGUGGAAUACCACGGGAAAGAUAUACCGCCGUCAGUUCUGACACUGAUGAAUGUCCAGCCGAGCCAGAUUAAGAGUAAUUUCUUACUGACGCUGAGGAACUGUGAGAUGGAUAUAAGCCCUGCUGGUUCUCCUCGGCUCUCCCUAAGACUGAAGGUGUCCGUACGUCCAUUAGACUCGUGUGUAGUGGAUCCCAGCAAAAUAGAGGGCGUUUCCGUCCACAUCGUUAAGUUGAGGCCGUCCUGCAAGAUGACACUGAACUUCGAGGAGAGGGAGACGAUCACAGUCACAUCGGAAAGCGCGCUGUCUUUCCGGGACUGCCUUCCUCAGGAUAUACAAGUAACCGCCACAAGAGUCAUAGAUUGUAGUCAUCCCAAAGACUGCCCGGCGACUCCGGUCCGGCUGCUGGUGCCCAAGUUACCAUCCUGCCUCCCCGCGACUCUCAGCAAAAUAACCUGGACGCUCCGUCCUGCUCAGCACGGCACAGUCCAGCUGACCGCUCCCUCCGGUCCCCUCAAACAAUCUCUACCCGGGCAACAGUGCAGGGACAGCGUCACCAUCAACAUUGCUGAAGGAGAUGGGACUACGAUUGGACAGUUCUGCCCUAAGGGAAACAUAGAGAAAGUCCAAAUCCACACCAAUGUGUCCGUCACGUGGCAGCUCACCACGCAGGGUAGAACAACAGGGAGGACGUACAUCAAGCAUGUGCUGAAUGCCAGUUUUGAAAAGGAGAUAUCAGAAAGAUACAUAUUCACCGUGUCUCCAACGAAAGACGCCCCUGUCCUCGUGGCUACGCCCGGCUGGCCAUCGGGCAUGCAGCCUUACGACACCGUUUCCUGGAUCGUCUCCGUCCCCCCAAAGAUGGAGGCGCACCUCAUGUUUGCCAACCUCAGCCAGCCCAAGUGCAGCCUCCGCCACACCAACAUCAAGGUGCAGAGGAUCGGCAGCCGCGAGGAGGACUACAGCCGCAGGGAGGAUGAGGAGGCCGAGAACGAGAUCACGGUCUCGGAGAACUUCUACCUUAACAUGUCCAACUGUAUGCCAGAAAAAAACGACUUCAGUGUGAUCACCAAGAUCACCCUGCAGAAGAGCAAAAGUCGUCUUCUGACCAUCAUCCUGAGUGUGGUGGCUGCUCUACUGGUCAUUUUUAUCGUUGUGCUGGUGGCAGUCUGCGUGGUGGUCAGGAAAAAGAAGAAGAAUCUCGAGCAUCAAGUGUCCAUCUACAACCCAAAUGGCACCGUCUUCUUGCCCGGACACAAUGGAUUCCCAGAGACACGCGAAGACGACGAGUCCCAUGUGUAUGCCUCCAUUGAGGACACGCUGGUCUACACGCACCUCCUGAAGAAGGGACAGGAGAUGGGCAUCUACGAAGAGAACGACACGGAUCGGCCCAUCGCAGACUCACAGAAGCCGCCGGUUUCUAAACAGAGCGUCGCAGACGGCGCGGAGGUCGGGACGCACCUCCUGAAGAAGGGACAGGAGAUGGGCAUCUACGAAGAGAACGACACGGAUCGGCCCAUCGCAGACUCACAGAAGCCGCCGGUUUCUAAACAGAGCGUCGCAGACGGCGCGGAGGUCGGGACUUAUCAGCCUUUCCGAUUCUCAUCUCAAGGUCCUCCGCUCCCCAACAGGCCUCCGAGCCACACUCUACCCAUGGUGCAGAAUGAAAUUUACCAGACCGAGGGCCACGGCGAGCAGGAGCGUUCUCCAAAUCUGGGGGCCCGGCUGGAGCCGGAGGGAGGGAACUGAGCAGAAGAUUGCAUUCAGCUUCCUGAUUUUCUCUUGACCUACUUGAACUUCGUGGUAUUCAUUCCCUGGCGUCCGUGUGAUUGCCUGCUGUUCGGCCUUGUAAGAUGACUUUUUUUCCAUCUUUGCCCUGACGUGAGGCACAGGAAAUAACUCUGUUCAAACCUGCCUGCAGCUGUUACCCUGUUUGUGUCUUAGAUGAAGGCGUCUUUGUUUCGAAAGCUGCUCUUAACCAUUCCCUUUUAUGCAAGUUACAGCCUCGCUUGUUGCUUUUGAGCAUUGAGGAAUUUUAAUUUGAGAUAUUUUGUUCAUGUGCAUGAGUUUCUUUCCAUUAUAUUGGAGAAAAAGAAAGAUGUUAUUGCAUUUUUAUAGCAUCAUUGGAACUUGAGGGCCUGAAAUGCGGUGGAUUGCAUCGUGUGUACAUAUGCAUGGAGGACUGUCUAUUUCUAUUAUUUAUCACAGGUUUUGCACGAGUUAUCUCACUACGCUAAAAAUAAUUCUCAUUCAGGGGCCAAUACACUCCACUGCUAAUAGCGCUUAUGGUCUUAGAGUUGUUUUUAUUUUUGUUACAGGGUUGAACAAAAAUUUGGACAAUACUUUGGAGAAUCUGAUGACUGAUUGGCUACGAGCCUUGACCUUUUUGGGUCAUCAUCAGUGAGGAUGAUUAGACAGAGACCAAGUUCUAGCGGAGCGGGAGCAGUGACAUGCAACACAUUUCUACCAUCUUUGAACUUUUAUGUUUUUGAUUGGUGAGAAUCUGUUUUAGAAGUGUGAUUUCACAGGUGUCGUCGGUGCUCAUCACCUUUUAAUGUAGUUGUAAAAAAGGCUUUGUUUGUUGAGGAGCCUGAACAAACUGAUCUUAGAGCGUUAGGAUAUUUAUCAAGUCAUUUUUUUUCCUUUCUAAAGUGUUGUAUUUUGCAUUUUCUGGGAUGGACACUUCCCAGCUUCAAUCAGCCUUUGCCAUUAGAGCCUCGCAGAAUGUGCUGCGAGGGGAAAAUUCUUCAGGACGACUUUAUCUUGGAAAUUCAUGUCGCCGCCUCCUGCGGUUCAGAAAAUGAGUAGCAGAGGGAGACAAAGACCAAAGUUGGCUGCAAACCCACACUCCCCCCCCCGACUCCCCCCGAGGAAAUAAAUUAUCCACGGGUUCACUGUAGUUGUGAAGUUGUAAACUCGGAAGAGGACAUGCUCUCUGAAAGCAGGGAACGUCCAUGGAAACAUCCAAACAUGUUGAUGUGAUGUGAGCUUCACUGGAAUGACUAAACUAAACUAUGUCUCUUGUGCCAACACCAAAACUGAUGGAAUUGGGUAUGUGGGCGGACAGACACGAAAAGUUAGUGCACUGAAGAGAAAAUAAAUGGGGAAUGUAAACUAGUUUGUGUUUCACAUGGAGAUGUAAAUAUUCUUAUUGGCACACCUGUGCUGGUGUGGUGUGCAUACUUACAUCAACAGGACAAACCCUAACGGUUUCAAAUAUGAGUUGAGCUUAUCCCUGCGACUGAAAAGCCUUGUAAAGAAAGUUUUGAUUGGUUCCACUCCACCCAGCUGAGCCUGUCAAAUACAGAAACUGUGGGAAAUGAAAGCAAGCAUAAGCUAAGACAACUUGUUAAUACUCAUCAUUGUGUCGGCCACGUUCUUUUUUUAGGAGUUCUUACAUAAUCAUCUCUGAUCCCUUUUCCACUUGAGCAAUAAAACAAUGAGUGUUACAUAA